This is a messenger RNA of Fusarium keratoplasticum, 345 nucleotides long. RefSeq names its product Fungal-trans domain-containing protein. The coding region runs from base 1 to 345 and encodes 114 amino acids. The transcript has a single exon. The record is from RefSeq and is a predicted model, not a curated record. Lineage: Eukaryota; Fungi; Ascomycota; Sordariomycetes; Hypocreales; Nectriaceae.
AUGACUAUGGAAACACUACUACGACUGGAUACUAGCAGCAUGGGCAGCAAGAGUGACGGCGAACCUCGAAGCCAUAGUGAGCUCCCUCCCCAACCUCCACAGGCAACUCCAGCAGCGAACGGGACGCUCAAAGAUUCCGUCUUCCAGACUGAUUCGUAUAACAUCUUGGCUCAAUCCUCGAACGAGCUCCUGCUAGACGCCGCAGGCUAUAGUCGGCGACUAUCUCUGGCUUUGGCCGCCCAUAUCGAGGUCUUUCUGAAACAUCUGUUUCCGAUCAUGCCGGUGGUUAAUGGCGAAGAGAUUCUGUCUGAUGCGAUCUGGCUAGAGGAGCUGCCCCUGCCAUGA